Messenger RNA from Fopius arisanus, 1092 nucleotides. RefSeq names its product WAP, Kazal, immunoglobulin, Kunitz and NTR domain-containing protein 2. Gene Ontology annotation, molecular function: axon guidance receptor activity. Gene Ontology annotation, biological process: homophilic cell-cell adhesion; synapse organization. The record is from RefSeq and is a predicted model, not a curated record. The transcript has 3 exons. Bases 466 to 945 code for a protein of 159 amino acids. Gene Ontology annotation, cellular component: neuronal cell body; axon; plasma membrane. NCBI's taxonomy places the organism in Eukaryota, Metazoa, Arthropoda, Insecta, Hymenoptera, Braconidae.
AAUCACUAAUAUUUCAAACAAUAUCCAUAGAAAACCACGAUGAUCCAUACACGUGCACUUUGACAAAACUACUAUUCGAUGACUUGACUAAAAAUUAGAAUUCUUUAAAAGAAUUAUUCAAACGGAUCGUUGAUUGAUCAUUCAUUGUAGAUUCUUGGAAGAGGAAAUGGAUUUUGUUUUAAUAAUUUAAUUCUGUACAUCUACCGUAUGUAAAGAUAGCAAUGAAUUGUAGAAAUUAGUCCAACUAUAAGUCUGUUAUGGAUAGGAUAGAAUAAAUCAGGGGAGUAAUGACUAGAUAGAUCGGAGCCGUGGUUCGCGUUCAUAGUGGGCCGCGGUCUGGUAGUAAGUGCAUCUGAUUUUUGUCAAACAACUGGUGACGUUUCAGUUGAAUAAAGCUUUGUACCUUUCUUCAUUUUUUAAAGAUUCUUGUUUUGGAUUUCAAUUAUUUCGUUUCAUCGAGUGAUAAUGAAAGGUUUUAUGGUAUUAUUUCUUGGAAUUUUAAUUCUUAAUUUUUUGGAAAUCUCGGGGCGAAGAGGUCGAGGUAGGAGUCGAAGCAAGUCACGAGUUCAAAUUGGACUACCAAUCACCGGAAAAUACCGAGAUCCAGAAAGUGAUCAGUAUUAUAAUAAUAAUAAUGGCGCAAAAAUUCUGUUGGCAUCUCAUUUUGAUCUUGAAUACGUCCUGGGCCACAAAAUAGCUUUUCUCUGUGUCGCCAGAGGAUCACCACGACCCCACAUCACCUGGUUCAAAGAUGGAGCAGAAAUAUACAGUCAUUUGUAUCUUCACGUGCACGAAUGGCAAGUACGAAAUGACACCGUCAAAUCGAAACUAGAAAUCGACCCGGCCACGCAGAUGGACGCAGGAGUUUACGAGUGCACUGCUGAUAACAUGUAUAGCAUUGACAGAAGAUCAUUCAAGACGGAUUUUUCAAUUGCAUUCGAUUGACAGAAUAUUUUUUCUCAAUGAAAUUGUCAAGAUUACUGAUCAACCAGUGAGGCUCACCUUUUAUCCACCAACUUCCUGAUUCUCAAUUGACUUGAAAUUGUAUAGAAUGUCAAACUAUUAUGAUGAAAUAAAACUAUACCAUGAGAA